UAUGAUAGGGCUCAGCUGCUUGCCAAAUACAUGAAUUUAACGCGGGAAAGUCUUCCAUUCUGCUUUGUUCACUGGACUGUGGCUGUUGUACGUUUACGAUUAACUUUUUACGCUCUGGUUAUCAAAGACUGAGGCUGAUAUCAGCUGGUGCGUGCUUGACUCGUGGACCGCGCACUGGAGCCCCGCGGUUCGUGCGAGCCGUGAGAGUAGCAGCGCUGACCCGGCACACGCGCGACACGCGGCGCGGAGUCCCAGCAGGCCUUCCAGCCAUCACGCAUCAUGGACAUUGGGAGCUUCACUGCUGAGUUCCAGGCGCUCACAAGCCUGCUACGAGACCCGCAGGAAGAGGAGGCAGCGCCCGCCCCAGGAUCGGUCUCAAGACCCAACCCUGGCGCUAUCGGACCGAAAGAUCUGUUGAAUGUGAAGGUGCCAGCUCCAAAAGCUCGCCACGACCCUAAAGAGAUUUGGCGGGAGGAUGAGCUCCUGGACCCCGCGGCGGCAGCGGUGGAUGACGACUAUGAUGACGGGCGUGAAGUCCCCAACUACGAGUUCCUAUACAAGCAGGCGGUGGACACCGCGGACAACUUCUUGGGCAUGAGCGGCAAGGACGGCUCGAGCACCAGCUGCGAGGACCUGGUGGUGCGAGUGGAGCUGCCGGGCGCGGCCGGGGCCGCAGAGCUUGACCUCGACGUCAAGGACACCUACCUCAAACUCAGCUCACCGCAAUACAAGUUGUCCAUACAUUUGCCACAUAAGGUGGACGGCGAGCGGGGAAAGGCCAAGUGGGAUUCCACCAAGAAGGUGCUCUCAAUCACGCUGCGCAUCAUUCGGGAAGAGCCAUUCUGAUACAUUUCAGGCAGGCGGAGGUAUGCAUGGAUGCAUGCACCCUUGACGGUGCGAAGCCCACCAAGAAGGGUAAUGUCAACUGGUUGGGUGGACAGGGCGCGCGGACUGUAGAUGCACAAGUGCGUUGGGGUUGGAAUCAUCAGCUGCGGGACUGUCUGGUGUCGUUCGCCCAUGGUUGGCCCAGGGCCGGCGGCUGAGUAGUACAGAGUAGUACGUGCGGAACGGCGGUUGGUUGGUCUGCCUCGGUUUGGAGGGGGAGGAUCUGGCACACCGACACCGCCAAGGUCCUCGGCAGCAGUAUGCUAAAACCAUUACGUUAUUUGAGGAAGUCGGGACCCGGUCAGAGCAAACUGUGAUACUGGAGCGGGUAGGCAUGGGUGUAUGCGGGUUGGCCCGGGGAUGCUGUCUGGCUUGCAUUCUGCAGCGAAGCGAACACACAGUGCUCAUGUCAUACUUGAAAGUAUGCAGAUGCUCUGGUCCGGUGCUCUGCGCCGCACUUCACCGACGUCACGCCUUCUGUGCGCUUCGAGUGCAAUUUGUCCUGUGAGAGGGCAGGGGGGUUCCUCCCGUUGGGUUCGUGUCGUCUCUCAGGCACUGGGGUUUGCGGCGUGUUGUCCUAGAGCAGAAAGCAUCGACGUGUGUAUGCAUAUCCAUGGGUAUACAUUGCGGUGAACUGCUUGGCUGAUGUUGUCGGACCCCGCCGGCAAGCAAAUUCCAACGUGCUUGCACACGGCGACGCAGUUCUGGCUCAGCACACAAGGAUAGGUCGGAAAUGUCAUGAUUGAAUACUAUAAUGACAGGAUAAGGGCCGAGUAAAG
Messenger RNA from Chlamydomonas reinhardtii, 1664 nucleotides. RefSeq lists its product as uncharacterized. The transcript has 6 exons. Gene Ontology annotation, molecular function: dynein intermediate chain binding; protein-folding chaperone binding. Gene Ontology annotation, cellular component: cytoplasm. Lineage: Eukaryota; Viridiplantae; Chlorophyta; Chlorophyceae; Chlamydomonadales; Chlamydomonadaceae. Gene Ontology annotation, biological process: axonemal dynein complex assembly. Bases 280 to 846 code for a protein of 188 amino acids. The record is from RefSeq and is a predicted model, not a curated record.